Molecule: messenger RNA, 1329 nt
Organism: Enterobius vermicularis (human pinworm)
Lineage: Eukaryota; Metazoa; Nematoda; Chromadorea; Rhabditida; Oxyuridae
Source: the annotation of a GenBank genome assembly
AACCCGCCUUCUCCUGCACCUCAUUCUAAACUCCCGGUAAAUAGAGCUUCUGCACUAAGACCUCCAACUUCUAGAAUUCAGCCUCCAGCGUCAGCAAGGAGUUCUAGACACAGAUCGGUAACUUUUUUUUUUAGCGUGAACAAUAAUGUCGUGUCGAGGCCAUCCUCACGUAGUAGCUCAGUAGCUAGUUCGGGUACUUAUACAUCUAUACCAUCUCUGACAUUAACGCCUUCGGCAUCAGCGGUUAGACAGUCAAGCAGUAGCCUGACAAGUUCUCCAAAUAUGCUUAAAAUCAAACUUUUUGCCGGAAGUAAGGAUAAGGUGAAGCCUCAGUUUAGUAUUGUCAAGAUGGGGGAAUACCGCCAAUCUGAAAAAAAGUCGAAUGUCUCUACAGUGCUGCCAGCUAAAAGUGUUAGGACGAAUGAUCCGGCUGCCAACUUGUCUAAACUGGCGAAACCAAAAGCAAGUGGAUUGAAGGCUCCAAAGAAGCUUUUGGGAUUUUCAAAUGGAAAUUUGUCGACACGGCGUAUAACAUGUUCCACAGUGCAACAUACUGAUCCGCUGACGUCAGUUAAGCAUAAGUCAGUGAAACUGCAGUUUUCAAAUGAGGGUACUAGGAAUGAAGUGCUACUUGACGACUUUAGUGAUAAAAGGCUCUCGAAAAACUACAGCGAAAAUUCUUCAUUCGAACCACUUGGGAGUUCUUCACAUACUUCAUCUGCAGAAUCUUCAUCGGUGAGUAUGAAUUCUGCAUCAUCGAAGACUUCAUCGCUGAACUGCAGCGAAAUGAAAGCAAGUAUUCCGAAUACUAAAUCUCUGGAUCCAAAGAUUCUACCAACCGGGACACCUCCUACUAGCCCCUCGGAAUCGAAGCCGAUUCUUGCUGUUAAAGGCAUUUCGGCUUCAAAAAUGGCAUUAGAAGGUACUUUGGAUAAAUCGAAAAAACUGUUUGUAACAGAAGAGUUGAGUCAGCAGCAAUUAAGCAAAUCUCAAGAUUGUGCAGAUGCAGAUACAAAACUAAAGUCUUCGGAAGAAACACAAUCUGAUAGUGGACAGUUACCGUCAACAUCACUUGUAAUGCUACCGUUGGUAAAAAUGCCCAAUGUAGCACAAAGCCCUGCAAUUGGUGUUGUCAGCCCUAUGUUAAGUCAUCGAAGUCCUCGUGUUGUUAGCCCGCAUACAAAUGGAACUGGUAAUCAGAGCGAUGCAUCAACAACUUCAGGAAGUAGAGAUUCAGAUAGUGUAAGCGUUAUUUAUAAACCAAGUGGGGAUGCUAAACAAAUAACAGGUUGUGGAAAAAAGGAAAUUGAACAUCCGAAACCACCGUAA